Molecule: messenger RNA, 269 nt
Organism: Cylicostephanus goldi
Lineage: Eukaryota; Metazoa; Nematoda; Chromadorea; Rhabditida; Strongylidae
Source: the annotation of a GenBank genome assembly
AUGAGGGAUUCGGGUACAGAACCGUGGGAAAGCUUCGACAAAGUCGAGAACGCUACUGUAUUGCAAAAGCUGUUCGUGAUUUUACAAUCAGUAACGAAAACAUCUACAAUGAUGAUAGGAGAGGUGGAUGCAAAUGAUAUUCUAGGUUUGUAUUGUUUUUGCUUUGCUCCAAACUUGGAAAACUGUCAAAAUUUUUUUAAAAUUCGGUCGGGUUCUAGAUUUUGUAUAGGAAUGGUUUGCUCAAGAAUAUCUAGAAACAUUCUUUGAAC